Messenger RNA from Dioscorea cayenensis subsp. rotundata (Guinea yam), 612 nucleotides. RefSeq lists its product as uncharacterized. The transcript has 3 exons. The coding region runs from base 39 to 425 and encodes 128 amino acids. Lineage: Eukaryota; Viridiplantae; Streptophyta; Magnoliopsida; Dioscoreales; Dioscoreaceae. The record is from RefSeq and is a predicted model, not a curated record.
CUCACUAGUCACUAGUGUUCAUCCUCGUCUCCUCGGAAAUGGCUUCGGAGAAGAAAGAAGAGUUCGUCUAUAGAGUGAGCACGGCGGCAGAAUGGGAUGAGUUGCAAGCCAACGGCAACACUCUCGGCGGCGAUCUCGAUCGCCGCACUGGUUGCAUCCAUCUCAGCACUAUCAAUCAGGUGAAGAUGGUUUUGAAGAAUUUUUUUCAUGGGAGGGAGGACUUGUUCUUGCUUCAAGUUGACACUGCUAAGCUUGGGGAUGGACUGAUUUAUGAAGCAGUAGACGAAAACAACUUUUUCCCGCAUUUUUAUGGCCCAUCUCGGAGCUUUAGUCCUCUGUCGCUUGACACCGUGCGCAAGGCCGAGAAACUGCAGCUAGUGAAUGGUGAAUUCAGCUGUAACAUACUGACUGAAUCACUGAACUGAUUCUGCCCUUCAAUAAUUUGUUCUCAUAUUCAGUUUUUUUUGUAAAACAUUAUGAAUUUUAUCUGGAAUUGGGUUUGUGAUCUAGAUCUCAGAACAUAUAAAAUUGAUUAGAUGUUGAAACUGGGCUCUGACUUCCAGAGGCCACUUGCAGUUUGGAAGUUGAAUAAAAAACACCCAUUUGAGUGCU